AGUUGCUGACAAUGAUUUAGAAAUUGGGAUGUCUGAUUCUGCAGAAUCAUACAUUCUAUAUAAUUAGGUCUUUGUAGGUUCAAUUGGGCCCAAGUAAAUGGGCUACACCCUAAACCCGUGUUAAACCUCAAAAUAUUUCCCAAAAAUUUGAACAGACUGAAAUUAGGGUUUUAUUAAAACUUUUUUCAGAAUUCCAAUUGAAAUCCCAUCUCUGCAACCUCUAGUUCUAAAUCAAGAUUCAGAAAUGGCGAUGCCACAGUUGUUUGGGCGUACGAAGAACGUGGCAAAGAGGUCAAAGAAGUACUUAGAAGAAGCACUUUACUUUAGGCUGUUCAAAGAAGGUAGCUCCGAAGUGAAAGUUAGAGAACAACUGAAUCAGUUUCUAAAGAGCUCAAAGCGUGUUUACAAAUGGGAAGUUGGCGACACUCUCAAGAAGCUACGCAGUCGCGGUCUUUAUUACCCUGCUCUCAAGCUUUCAGAAGCCAUGUCUAAGAGGGGAAUGAAUAAGACAGUUAGUGAUCAAGCUAUUCAUCUUGAUCUAGUUGCUAAAACUAGAGGCAUUCCUGCUGCAGAAAUUUUUUUUAUAGAUCUUCCCGAGACAUCUAAGAACCAUUUAACAUAUGGGGCCCUUCUCAACUGUUAUUGCAAUCAACUAAUGACUGAAGAAGCUGAAGCACUCAUGGAGAAGAUGAAGGAGCUCAAUCUUGGUUUAAGCUCCAUGUCUUACAAUAGCCUGAUGACCCUUUACACAAAAAUUGGUCAACCUGAAAGGAUCCCAGGAAUCAUACAAGAAAUGAAGUCCGACAGUAUCAUGCCAGAUUCUUAUACAUACAAUGUCUGGAUGAGGGCUCUAGCAGCGGUCAAUGAUAUUUCUGGCGCUGAAAGAGUAAUUGAGGAGAUGAAGAGGGAUGGUCGAGUUGCUGCAGAUUGGACAACAUAUAGCAACUUAGCCUCUAUUUAUGUUGAUGCGCAAUUGUUUGAGAAGGCAGAAAAGACACUGAAAGAACUGGAGAAAAGAAAUGUGCAUCGAGAUCAUUCUGCUUUUCAAUUCCUAAUUACUUUAUACGGUCGAAUAGGGAACUUGCAUGAGCUCUAUCGCAUAUGGCGUUCUUUGAGACUGGCGUUUCCUAAAACUUCAAAUAUAAGCUAUCUGAAUAUGAUCCAAGUGCUGGUUAAUUUGAAAGAUUUGCCCGGCGCAGAGAAAUGUUUCAGGGAAUGGGAAUCAAAUUGCUCAGGUUAUGAUAUCAGGGUUGCUAAUGUUCUCAUUAAAGCUUAUGCCAAAAAGGGUUUGCUAGAAAAGGCAGAAGAGCUCAAGGAGAGGGCCAUCGGGAGAGGGGCCAAGCCUAAUGCUAAAACCUGGGAAAUAUUUUCGGAUUAUUAUUUUGAAAAUGGAGAUAUCAAGUUGUCUGUUGAAUGUUUAGCCAAUGCAAUAUCUAAAGGUAGAGGGGAUGGUCAGAAGUGGAUCCCAUCACCUGAGGUGGUGGCAUCUUUCAUGGCACAUUUUGAGCAACAAAAGGAUGUUGAUGGAGCAGAAGGUUUCAUUGAGAUUUUGAAGAAGGCUACAGAUGAUGUAGAGGCAAAUGUGUUUGAGUCAUUGAUAAGAACUUAUGCAGCUGCUGGAAGGACAAGCCAAGUGCUGCGUCGUCGUUUGAAGAUGGAGAAUGUAGAGGUAAGCGAGGCAGGUCAGAAGUUGCUUGAAAUGAUCUGUGUGGAGUGAGUUUUUAAUCACUCUUUCAUUUUUGUUGCUACAAUAUCAUUUCCCAUGGAAGUUAUUUUUGCAUGGUUUUAACUUGCAAUUUUGUUUCAAUAACAAAACAUGCCCAUACCCCUGGUUUGUUACGGUGAACUUGACAUACAAUAAUAGUAUUAUCACUGAAACUUAACUAAUACAUGUAUCAAUUUUUACUC
Messenger RNA from Ricinus communis (castor bean), 1908 nucleotides. Its product is annotated as pentatricopeptide repeat-containing protein At1g60770. Lineage: Eukaryota; Viridiplantae; Streptophyta; Magnoliopsida; Malpighiales; Euphorbiaceae. Gene Ontology annotation, molecular function: protein binding. The transcript has 2 exons. The record is from RefSeq and is a predicted model, not a curated record. Bases 245 to 1717 code for a protein of 490 amino acids. Gene Ontology annotation, cellular component: mitochondrion.